Ciona intestinalis (vase tunicate) is the source of this 1637-nucleotide messenger RNA. RefSeq lists its product as uncharacterized. Gene Ontology annotation, molecular function: protein binding. NCBI's taxonomy places the organism in Eukaryota, Metazoa, Chordata, Ascidiacea, Phlebobranchia, Cionidae. The record is from RefSeq and is a predicted model, not a curated record.
AAAAUUUAAGCAAAAAAAGUUACAGAAAUUAAUAUAAACAUUAAAGUUAUGUAAAGUUAAUGGUAGUAAAAUUUCGAAGAUGGCAAAACGAAGACUACAAGAAGCUAUUUUGGCCGGUCAAGAUAUCGGAAUUGGUGACUAUGACAUCACAAACAGCUUUUCAAAACACAAGAAUGCAUCUUUGUUAAGUAAGAUUCCGCUUUCUCUAGAUAGAUGGGGAAUAUACAGCUUACAGUAUGAUAAUGAUGGUAAAGACCUGGCAGUUGGUUUUGGGAACGGCGGUAUUUGUGUGGUUGGCUCAAAUAAAUGCACAGUUGUCAAUGAUGUCACUUCAGGCCAUAGAAAAGGUCUUGCUGUUAUGAGUCUUAUUUAUCUUAAAGAAAACGACAAAAAGUUGCUUUCCGCUGGGGCCAAUGGGAAAAUUUAUUUGUGGGAUUUAUCAAGAAGUCAGAAAUCUGAAGCUGCUGCAAGUUUGGAGGAAGAAGGGAAUGAAAUAAGCGCGUUGGAUAUUUCUUGUGAUGGGAAAUUCUUUGCAACUGCGGGGAAGGAUAGACACAUAAGGAUCUAUGACACAAAUACUUUCCAGCUUUGCUGUUUAAUGGAAGCACCAGAUUACAUUACAAUGGAUGAUAUCAGCAUAUUCAGUGGGCACACAAAGCGUGUGUUUGCAUUAAAAUGUCACCCUAAUGACCCAAAUCUAUUUGUAACAGCUGGAUGGGAUAACUGCAUUAAGUUAUGGGAUAGAAGGAUUCUUCGAAGCGCGAAAAUGUCAAUCCCAGGUCCCCAUGUUUGUGGUGCUGGUCUAGAUAUGAGCAACAACAUGGUACUAAGUGGGUCUUGGUCUGCCAAGAACGCAUUACAGUUAUGGGAUCUAAGGUCAGGGUUGCUGGACCGAAACAUAACUUAUCCACAUGACGAAAAAGCAGAGGGUGAGUUCUUGUAUUGCGCAAAGUUUGGGGUUGGAGAUUUGGUUCUUGCUGGUGGAAGUGGCACUAACACAGCGUGUGCAAUCAACAUGACAAGUAACAAGAUGCACAGAAUAAUUGAAAGCUCAAAACCAAUCCUUACACUUGAUGUUUGUAAGUCUAGCAAGAUAAUGGCAGUUGGUGGAAUAGGAGGAAACUUACAGUUAUGCGCUCUUAAUUAAACGCAAUCACAUUCUGUAGUGACUUAUUGUACAAAUAACUUUACAUAGUUUAUCUCUUGUUUAAUGUUGUUGUACCAAUUGUAAAAUUGCAUUCACUUAGUUUAUAUUAUGUGUUGUCCAUGUCCAUUAUACUGAAUGCGUGUUGUAUUGGCAUCAAUCGUAAUUUUCUAUCCGCUACUAUAACACCUUUAUUAGGCGCUAUUUCGUACAUAUAUCUCAAGUCAAGUGAAAUAGCAACGCAGUAUUUACAUGUUUACCGUCUUGAUAAGCCCACCACAUUGCAGGGUACGCUAUUUACCUUUAUAUUUUCACUUUCGUUUUGUCACUGUGUGUUUUAGUCCUAAAUUUCUACCAUAACAUAUAAGCAUUGCAGCAAAGUUGUAUGACGUUAUAAGUUACCAAGCUGCUUUGAUUCGUAUCGGUUUGAAUAGCUAUGUGACGUAUGUAUUGUUGUUGUAACAGCAUAAUAUAGAAAGCCCAAAAUAUAAAA